AUGUGGUCGCCUCAGUACUCCGACGAAGAUGAAGAUGCAUGUGACGUCUCGCAAUCGCAGGAUACCAUUCGGGAGCGCGACGAGUACGUGGACAAUGAUCCUGGGUUGAAGGUCGUGGAAGGGGAGGGGCUGACGGAAGAGAUGAACGCGAUGAAGGAAGUGUUCAUGCGCAUGUCUGAAAAGAAAGUGCGCCAAAAGGAACAAGGUCAGCGCGAUUGUGUUCGAGUAUAUUCCGAAGCAUUCCAGAGCGACAUCGAACGCAUCUUCACGACGUCGAAAAAGAGCUGCAUCGCAGAAGCACAAAAACUGAACGAAUCCAUCGAGCAAACAUCGACUCGCCUCGAAGAACAAAAGAAAGAGUUGAUGCACGUGCAAGAAUCGUACGAGUGCAGUUUCAGAGAAUCGAUUGAAAAUGUCACGAGCGAAUUGGAGAGGCUGAAAGAGCUGCGGGCGAAAGUGGUUGAUGCGUAUGAACUGGGAAAGCACGAAGUCGUAAAAGCAUUCGAGGAAGCAUUUGGAAGUGUCGACACAAUGACAUGCCGCCUUCAAGGCCACGCAGCUCAAAUCUAUUCCGACACAAGUUAUGUCAAAGCGUUCCAGAGUCAAGUCGAGCGUUUGAUGUAGCCAAGGUUCCAAGCGUCA
Molecule: messenger RNA, 642 nt
Organism: Aphanomyces astaci
Lineage: Eukaryota; Oomycota; Saprolegniomycetes; Saprolegniales; Verrucalvaceae
Exons: 3
Coding region: 1-624 (207 amino acids)
Source: RefSeq, a predicted model, not a curated record